AAUGAAUGAUCGUCUUCGUUUUUCUUGCCAAGUAAAAGUGUCGGUUCUCGAGAAUUGUGUCUAGAAAAAGUGUUUUAUUGCGAGUUUUUCGCCAGUUUCGUUUGCCUAUUCUUGUGCAGUGAGUGAUCAAAAUGAAGUUGAAAGAGCUUCAGAAAAUGGUAAACGUUGCAUGGUCUCCGAGUCAGCAAGACACAAUUAUGCUUGCGGCCGGGACAGCAGCUCAACAGUUGGAUGCGUCGUUCAGUACUUCUUCUUCGCUGGAAUUGUUUUCCAUCAAUUUAUCAGAUCCAAGCUACGACCUCCAGCUGGUUGGUAGUCAAACUACCUCUCAUCGAUUCCACAAGGUUCUGUGGAGCCCUUUUGAAUUUGGUGCUGCUCAUCCGAACGGUUUAAUAGUGGGUGGAUGUGAGGGCGGUGUUAUUCAGGUUUAUAGUGCUUCAAAAUUGCUGGCUGGAGAGAAUGCAUUGUUGGCUCAACAGGAUAAACACAGUGGAGCAGUUCGUAGCAUGGAUUACAACCCGUUUCAGAAUAACCUGCUGGCUUCGGGUGCUUCGGAUUCGGAUAUUAUCAUUUGGGACAUCAACAACACUACUGUUCCCAUGAGCCCAGGUGCGAAGGUACAGCCGCUUGAAGAUGUGCAGGGAUUGGCAUGGAACAGACAAGUUAAACACAUCCUAGCGUCGGUGUUCUCGACCCGAUGUGUCAUUUGGGAUUUGCGGAAGAGUGAACCGAUCAUCAAACUUAGUGACAGCCAAUCGCGAAUUCGUUGGCGAGUGGUCCAAUGGCAUCCGGAAGUUGCCACUCAGCUGUGGCUGGCUAGUGAGGAAGAUCAAGCACCGUCCGUGCAGUUGUGGGAUCUGCGAUAUGCUACGGCGCCGGCUAAGACGUUCCACAUUCAUCAGCGAGGCAUGUUGGGCCUCACCUGGUGUCCGCAAGAUUUCGAUCUCGUAGCUUCCUGUGGUAAAGAUAACAAAAUCUACUGCUGGAAUCAAAAUUCAGAAGAACCGAAUGGAGAAAUAUUAUCUGAACUGGCGUCCACUAAUCAGUGGACUUUCGACGUAUCUUGGUGCCCAAGAAAUCCUGCACUAAUUGCCGGAUCAAGCUUUGACGGUAACGUUACUGUGUACUCGAUUUUUGGAGGUGUUCAUCAGCAGGUUCAAACCACAAAUAAAAUUGCGGAUUCGUUUCCCGGCAUGGAAAGCAUCGGUCAUGAGCCUGUCUCUCAAGCUAACGUACAACCUCAGUCGGUUUGUAGUGACUUAAAACGCGCUCCGAAGUGGUUGAGGCGUUCGGCUGGUGCUAGCUUUGGCUUUGGAGGAAAACUUAUCACCUACAAUGGAAAUAGUCGAUCGGUAACGGUAAACCAGGUGAUAACCGAUCCGGAAUUAGUUGACCGUGCUACGCGGUUGGAGCAAAUUCUUGAAAAGGGAAAUUUCGCUGAAUACUGCCGGGCGAAAGCUGACCAAGCGACUGACCAACAUUCACGGUUGCUGUGGUAUUUUUUGAAGGCCAAUUUCGAAGAAAAUCCGCAUGCUGAAAUGCUUAAUCUGCUCGGAUAUCAUACUGAAGAUAUUUCAAGUAAAUUUAAAAAGUAUACAGAAAAUAACGAUAAAACUGUGGAUGAUCAUCGAGCCAAAGCCAAUCCAGUGGAUGGAUUGACCGAUCAAAUGGCAGGUCUUAGUCGGAAUCUGGAUAACAAUGCAGUCUUUGAUGCCAUCGCUGCUGGAAAUAAAAUUCUUGCCGAACAAUCGCCAGAUCAAAAAACCGACAAUGAAAACGAGAAGAAAUUUGAAGUCCCGUUCAAAAUUCGUACCGGUCAUGAUAAUGAAGGCUUAAUAUGUGAGGCUCUGUUGACUGGAAAUUUGGAAGCGGCUGUAGAACUUUGUAUGGAGGCUGGAAAGACUUCCGAAGCGCUAAUUUUAGCUAUGAAUGGUGGUUCGGAGUUGUUGGCCCGCGUCCAGUAUCGGUACUUGAAGAACAGCGAAAGUUAUCUGUCCAACAUUAUUUCGGCUUUGGUGACAGAAGACUGGAGUGGUGUUGUUACACAAUGUACCAUUGACUCUUGGAAGGAAGCACUGGUGGCUGCGUUGACUCAUUGCAAGAACCAACUGCCUUUGCUAUGUGAGAGGCUCGGUGAGCGGUUGCAAAUGGAAGCAGCCGGCGACAUGGAAUUGGCCAAAAAUGCUAUUUUGUGUUAUAUUUGUGCUGGAAGCACUGAAAGACUGGUUGAAGCAUGGAAUUUGCAGAAACCGAACAAUUCAAUGAACGAUUUUGUGAAUGGCGAACCAGACAAAAAUAAUAAUAGUAACCGUGACUUGCAAGAACUGGUUGAGGUUGCAAUGUUGCUGCAAAAAGCUUUAGAAAAGCAAGGUCGAGCAUCUAACGUAUCAGGAAAGCUGGCCGAUUUGCUAGCGCAGUAUGCGCAUCUACUUGCAACUCAAGGUGCUUUGGGUUCGGCAUUAGUUUAUCUCGUAAACAGUACAGAUCCUAAGAUGGAGCAAUUGAAAGAUCGUUUGUGUCAUGCUUUGGGCCAUAUCAAUGCCGUGCCAGUAGCACAACAAAAUUCAUAUUAUCACAGUGGUCCGCGAGGUUCAAUAAGUAAUCAGCAGCAACCUCCGCCAUUCAAUCCAAUGUUUCCGACUAUCGGACAAGCCAGCAAGAUGAAGAAUUGGCAGGCGGCGAACGCUCCCUCUGCACUACCCCAACCGGCUGUUCCUGCCGCUGUACCAACAAUUCCGGCUUCAAUAAACCAACCUUCUUGGAAUACUUCUCCGUUCCAGCAACCUCCAGCGGUGACACCGUUUAAUCCAACUCCAUCAUUACCGCCGGUGGCUCCCAUUGCAUCGAAACCCCCAAUGGGUCCUCCAGUAUUAGACAACAGCCAACCCCCACGACCUGCAUCGGUUAGUUCUCAAACCGGUGGAACAACUUUGGGUCGUGCCAAGUAUGUUCUAGAUCCAUCGGUCACUACGGGACCGAAUUACGGCCAAACCGCACCCAACCCUUACCAACCCAAUCCAUUUCAAUCACCACCAACACCACAGUUUAAUCAAUUCAACAAUCAACCGAUCAACCAGCAACCCCAGCCAGCACUUUAUAAUCCAGUUCAAGUUGCUGCACAACCAACAAAUAAUUUCAAACCGUUUACUCCGGCUCCACUGGUGCAGCCAUCUUCGUAUCUUCCCGGGGUACCUCCACUAGACGUAUCACAGCAAAACUAUCCGAGUCAACCGACAGCAACAGUACCACCACCGCCAUUUGGUAACAUGCAAAAGAAUCCCACUCCACCACCAGGAUGGAACGAUCCUCCAGCACUGAAAAGUGCUCCUCGAGCCCAGCCAAAGGUUGAUAACACCCCCGUUGCGCCAAUCACUGCUCCUCUUCCGGGUGGAUUUCCGGUUGGAACUCAACCGCAGAAUGGAUAUCCUGAUCCGAACAGCAACUAUAUGACCGGUCAGUACUUACCGACGGGUACUGGCCCCGGGUUACCUGCUCAGCAACCGACUAUUUUCAAUCCCGCUGCAGCUGGAAUGCAGCAGCAGCAAACACCGGGAGGUAUAAACUAUCAGAACUUCCAGUCGAAUCUACCGUUUCAGCAGCAGCAGCAGCAGCAGCAACAACAACAACAGCAACAACCGCCUGUGGGUAAUAAUUUCAAUGCAAACCUCAGGCAUCAGCCUGUGCCAGUGGCCCCAACUGGACCGGAACCUCCCAAACUCAAACCGCCACUACCGGAGGAAUUUGCGUAUUUGCAAACAGUAUUUGAAGACCUGAAGAAGAAUUGCAUAGCGGCUGCAGGAAAUCCGCAAACGAAACGAAAAUUAGAAGAUGUCUCGAAAAGAUUAGAAACACUAUAUGAUCUGCUACGUGAGCAGAGACUAUCUCCAAACACGCUUGCUGCAUUGACGCAGCUGGUGCAACUAAUCCAGGCUGGCGACUAUGCCAACGGAAUCGGUUUACAUACGCAGAUGGUGUCUGGUCCAGAUUUUUCCCAGAUUGCGAGCUUUAUGCCGGGCAUCAAAGUUCUGCUGCAGUCCGCGAUGCAACUGCAAGUUUACUUACGAUAAAUUUUUGUUGUUGCGGUGUCGAAAGUUGUUCAGUAAGGAUAUGCUAUAGGUAUGCGAAUUAUAUAGAGUAUAUCAAUAGGUAAUUUGUAACACGAUAUUUACCUACUGUUAACACUAGGGAUGAAUCAGUGAAAAUUGGAACUGAGUAACGCAGCUUGCAUUUAUUCUUUCAUUUUUCUUAUGGUCCCUUUAUACGUUGUGCUUGGAUCAAAUACGUUCAAUGUCUGAUUAUUUUUCCUUAAUCCUCCUUUUCGUACUGUGUAUGAUCGUACUUGUAUGCAAGCCAGUGCUAUAAACUCUGAGAUUGUGUUUCAGAAUUUGAAUUUUUUCAUCGAUUCGAUAAGUUUAUUUACAUGUAUUCUCUUUAUUACUGUUUUAUGUAUCGAAAAUAUUGUAUCGAGAAAUAAAUUCAAUUUAUUAACCAAUUUG
This is a messenger RNA of Sabethes cyaneus, 4496 nucleotides long. It is a transcript of the gene Sec31, whose product is annotated as protein transport protein Sec31A. NCBI's taxonomy places the organism in Eukaryota, Metazoa, Arthropoda, Insecta, Diptera, Culicidae. Gene Ontology annotation, biological process: intracellular protein transport; endoplasmic reticulum to Golgi vesicle-mediated transport; endoplasmic reticulum organization. The transcript is spliced from 10 exons. The record is from RefSeq and is a predicted model, not a curated record. Bases 132 to 4067 code for a protein of 1311 amino acids. Gene Ontology annotation, molecular function: protein binding; structural molecule activity. Gene Ontology annotation, cellular component: COPII vesicle coat; endoplasmic reticulum exit site.